This is a messenger RNA of Chelmon rostratus (copperband butterflyfish), 3048 nucleotides long. RefSeq names its product ectonucleoside triphosphate diphosphohydrolase 5a (gene entpd5a). Gene Ontology annotation, molecular function: UDP phosphatase activity; GDP phosphatase activity. The record is from RefSeq and is a predicted model, not a curated record. Bases 124 to 1638 code for a protein of 504 amino acids. Lineage: Eukaryota; Metazoa; Chordata; Actinopteri; Chaetodontiformes; Chaetodontidae. Gene Ontology annotation, cellular component: membrane. Gene Ontology annotation, biological process: nucleoside diphosphate catabolic process. The transcript is spliced from 13 exons.
UCUCCACUGCGCCUGUCUCCCCUGUCAAUCUUUUACUCCAUCAUCCGCCAGGGCUUCUCCUCCUCAGCUCUCCUUCUGUUUUUUUAAAACUCCAGCUGUCUCCUCUCCGCGGCUGUGAAAACAAUGGCCACGCCGAACCUGCUCCUCACUCUGGCCGUGUGGCUUGUGGCCGGGAGCCUCUCAGCGGAGGCGACCUACUACCGGCACCACCGCUACGUCCCCCACUUCUACCGCUACCGGGAGCACUCCGCCAACACGGAAAACCUGCUGCCUGAGGUCUCCAACCCGGUGCCCGAAGUCUCGCAGCCCGGCGUGCCGACCUACCCCGAGAUCCCCGAGGUGUUCCACCCGGUGCCUGAAGUCAUCCACCCCGUACCAGAGGCUUUCCACCCGGUGCCCGAAGUUGUGCAUCCUGCACCUGAGCCCUACCACCCACCUGAGGUUUACCAGCCGGUGCCUGAAGCCUCCUCCCCCGUCAACAUGAGCCGGGUUUUCUACGGAAUCAUGUUUGACGCUGGGAGCACAGGCAGCAGGAUCCACAUCUAUAAGUUCAUCCAGAAAGACCCUGUUGAGCUGCCAGUUCUGGACAAUGAAAUUUACCAUGCUGUGAAGCCCGGACUGUCUGCUUAUAAGGACAACCCUGAGGAGGGUGGCAACACCAUCCGGCAGUUGCUGAAGAUUGCCAAGAAGGCAGUGCCAGAGGAAGACUGGAGGAGGACCCCGGUGGUCCUGAAGGCCACAGCGGGUCUGCGCCUGCUGCCUGAAGACAAGGCCAACGCGCUUCUGACGGAGGUGCGAGAGGUGUUUAAUGAGUCCCCUUUCUUUGUGCCAAACAACAGUGUUUCCAUCAUGAAUGGAGCAAAAGAAGGAGUCCUCGCCUGGGUCACAGUGAACUUCCUUACAGGUCACUUGUACUCCAACACAAGGAGGACGGUGGGCAUCCUGGACUUAGGUGGAGGAUCUACACAGAUCACAUUCCUUCCCAAGUCAAAGAAAACGAUUCAGUCUGCCCCCCCCUCUUACAUCGCCAAAUUCAACCUCUUCGACCAUUCAUAUCAGCUCUACACACACAGCUACCUUGGAAAUGGACUGUAUGCGGCUCGAUUGGCAACUCUUGGAGCACUAGGAGCUGAUGGUCUAGAUUGGAAAGUCUUCACUAGUUCCUGCCUCCCGAAAAAGUUCAGAGAAGAUGUGACUUUUGGAGGAACCACCUACAAAGUUAGCGGGAUUCCAGACGGCUACGCAGGCUAUAAGCUGUGCUACUAUGAGGUGAUGAAGGUAAUCAAGGGAAUAGUGCACCAGCCUUAUGAAGUGAAGGGCAGCAGCGUCUUCUACGCUUUCUCCUACUACUUCGAUAGAGCUGUGGAGUCUGGCCUCAUUGAUGGCAGUCGAGGUGGUGCGAUUGAAGUCAGGGAUUUUAAGAAGAGAGCCAAAGAAGUGUGCAACAAGAUGACCAAAUACCGUGCUAUCAGCCCCUUCCUCUGCAUGGAUAUGACAUAUAUCACUUGUCUGCUAAAGGAGGGCUUUGGCUUCAAGGACAGCACCGUGCUGCAGCUAGCCAAGAAGGUGAACAACGUGGAGACGAGCUGGGCCCUGGGAGCAACCUUUGACUACUUCAGAAACCUCAACAUCCACUAAGGACAGCUCGCUGUCAUUGCAGCCGGCACUGAGAGCGACAGUCUGUCACUGUGGGGCUUCCCUUCCUCCAUCCACCCUCCAUCAGCCCCGUCCCCUUCACAGACACACCCGGUCCCACCACGCUUCCUCACCCACCGCACCCCUCCUCUUUUCCUCAACCUCAGCACCCUGCGAACACUCCAAGAACUGUUGAAAAAAAAGAGAAAUAAAUCACUAUAUUUUUAUAAGGCCAGCUAUUUCUACUGUAUGUUGAGCUCAUGACUGGUGGGCUGACUUUAUUUUUUUGUAAAACGUUUACAUUUUUGAUUCCUUAUGGGUGUCUGAUCUGAAAUGUUGUUCUCACUUACCUGUUAAGUGUGUAGAGGGUAGCUUAGAAGCAAUACAACCAGUCAUGGUAUUUUGGUGCUUACUGUGGUCCUGGUGUGCACUGUGCACUACAGUGGAAUUUAUUUAGAGACUAGUUGCUGGAAGCGCAACCAUAGUUGUCUUUCUACAUGCUUGUAAAUCGGUCUUUCUAUUCUAGCAGUUAAGUCUUUUACAGGACCCUAAUUCAUUGCCCCUAGCCUUAGACAAGUUAGACAUCAUUGGAAAUAGAGCAGUUGACUUCUUUUCUUCAACUUUGCACAUAACACUUUAAUUGCAGAUAUUGUAGCUAAGACAUGAUUGGUUGCUUUGAUAUUUCAACUAAAGAGUUGUACAUAUUCAUCAAGUAGUGUUGGAUUCAGCAUGACUGAGGGGGGCAGAGAGCACGCUGUGGAGAGCUGCCUCUCACAGACUGAGUUGUAUGGCUCUUACAUGUGAGAGGUUAAUGCCUAUAUUUUAAAGUUCAGCCAUUAUUGCUUGUUGUGUCUAGAAUGGAAAAGACCAUAUCAAGCAUGGCUAAAUUGCAGGGGCCCUCGGUCUGAACUGUAUUUUAGACUAGCAAUAGAAAAACCUCUCAUCAAGGCUAGAUGUGUCCUUCAACAUAAUUUACAGCCAUUAAAUACAGCAAAAAUGUAAACAGAAAUUAUGUAAAAAGCCUGAAACCCCAUGACUCCUUCAUUUGUUGCUCAAAAACACGAGUGAUACUGAAUUCUGUUGUUUUUCUUGUGAACUGUACAAAUAUUUAAAUAACUAAGUUUAUCUUAUAUAGAGUAUUUUAAUUAUCCUCAUCCAAUAUUAACUCUUGAACUGUCUGUGUAACUGCUUUUUAAGCCGUGCCUUUGCUGUCUUUCCAGGAUUCAACAUGAUCAAUAACUACUGCUGUAUAUACAUAAUGUAAACUUUUAUGUGUAAAAUCUUUUUGACAGGAACUGCUUUUACAUUGCAAAAACUUUAUGCUGCACAAUUUCUCAGAAAUGCCUCUAUAUUCAUCAGAGUGAAUAACCUGAUGACUGACAAUAUGUAAAUUGUUUUGAUUAAAUGCAGUGA